Prorocentrum cordatum is the source of this 672-nucleotide messenger RNA. The record is from the annotation of a GenBank genome assembly. NCBI's taxonomy places the organism in Eukaryota, Dinophyceae, Prorocentrales, Prorocentraceae.
AUGCUCGCCGAGGUGAAGAAGAAGGGGCGAGUCCAGCUUACCGUCAAGGCGGGCGCGCAGCCGCAGGAGUCGCCCGUGCCUCCUCCGAGGGAGAAGCCCGCAGGGGAGCGCGGCGGCGGCGGUGCGCAGGCGGCGGCGGAGGCGGCGCCGAGGCCGCCGCCUGGGCCCACGAAGGCUCACGAGUUCGUGGUGUGGGCGGACAUGGGCCGGUACACCGCCCUGGGCAUCGACGUCAGUUGGGAGGACGGCAGGACGCUGUUCGUCAACGAGGUGAAGGGCGGGGCCGUGCAGGAGUGGAACUCUGGACAUCUGCCACACCAGCAGGUGGCCGCGGGCGACCGGGUCGUCGCCGUGAACGGGUACUCGGGCGACGGCGAGCGCAUGGCGGAGCUCUGCCGGGAGCUGGCCGACGCGCAGGGGCGGGUCCUCCUGCACGUGCGCGGGCCGCCCCCGCCGCCGCCCCCAGAGUCGAAGAGGCCAGCCGGCAAGAGCGCGCCGAGUGCGGAGGAGGAGCAGAAGAAGGAGAAGCGCGAGAAGAAGGAUAAGAAGGCAAAAGAGGACAAGGAGGAGAAGGGGACGAACGACAAGAGUGACGAAGGUAAAAAAGACAAGGACGACACAAAAGAGGACAAGAAGCACAAGAAGGAGCGCAAGGAGAAGAAGGACAAGUGA